AUGUCAAGUCUCGACUAUGAUGAAGCCCUUGCACUUCCCAUGCCUAAACCUCGUCACAUCAGAACGGAUUCCGACAACCGUUCAAAUCCGUUCCAAGAUGAUAACGAAAGAACAAAAUCACUGAAGAAACGUUCCGCCACCGAUCCAGUAGUAUCUCGGAUGCAUGCGUCAUCUGAGCCUGUCAACCUUCAGGAUAUCCACGAGGGCAAAAAGAAGUCCCGGUUCGAGAUGAUCAAGUCGAAGCUGAGUUUCAAAGACCUGCGGAAGGAGCUCGUGAAGGAAGAUUUGGGUGUUCAGCCCGCUACACCACCCCAUCGCGCCUUUUCUGGAAGUGCUAUUCCCACCUUGGCAUCGAGCAGCCAGGAAUCCAACGUGAAGACCAAGGUUCAUUCGGUCAAGAGAAAUCCCCCCACUAAAUUUGUGCAAACUUCCAACUUGACGAGAGAGAAGUUGUCGAAGCAGUGGGGCAAGCAGAAACCCUCAUCACCCAACACCUUAUCCGUGCCGAAACACCCCGUCACGAAGGACUCGCCUCCCAAUCUCGGCGACUUGACCGAGGGAGAAGGAGAAGUGAAGUACCUUCCAAAGACAUGGGUCGAUGGUUCAUACCGCCGAAUCUCCAACGGCGACAAUCAGGGCAAUAUCCAGACGCCUCCACCAACUGUCUAUGCCAAGGGGGAAUCACCCAUUGUCUCCCUCUCCAACUAUCUCCCGUCAUUCAAAGAGCGAUUGGACAAGAUGGAUCUCUCUCCAGAAAAGACUUCCUCUGGUGAAGGUCAGAAUCGCAGUACCGCCAAUCAAAUCGAUGACAUUCUGGGCAUGAUAAAUUCCAUCCAGCGCAGAGUAGACGGCGGGGUUGCCAAUAUGAACAAGAAGCUCGAAGAGCUUUGCGCCUGGAUCGGUGAUCAACUCCAGAAUCAAAUCACAAGCAAUGGGGACUUAAGCCGUGCCAACUCCGAUCUCUUCUCGAAGCAAUGUCAGAUCUCCCGGGAAAUGAUGAAGUUCCAACUUGAUAUUCGCCUGGAGAUUGGUACCAUGGAGCGACGACUGAGCACCUUCGAGAACAAGAUUAUUGACGAGUUGCAGAAUAAAGUCCGAUCUCUCGCUAGAUCAUACGAGGAACUGAAUAACAAGACAGAGACUAUGAUUGCAAGGCAUUCGUUCAUUGAUAACCAAAGCUUUAUCGAGCUACAGGUGCAGAAGAACACGGAGAUUGAAAGGGAAAUCGCAUACCUGAAGUCCUGCGAGGGCAGUUCAAUUUCAAAAGAUGUUGCUGCUUUUGCACCCACGAGAAUAACACCCCAGCAAAGCUUUUCUAGCAACGGUAGCAGUGAGCCCUUGAUCAAACAAGUCUUGCUUGUGCCUCCAACGUCCCCGGAUGUGCGCACUACGCCCAGACAUAUGGCUACCCCCGAUCAUGUCCCAGUCACUCCAAAACGUAUCCAAUCCGCUCCUAAGGAAGUCCAUGCCACUCCUAGGGAUUUCUCCACUACCCCCAUCCGUCCUCGAGUUGUUUCAAUGGUGGAGAGCAAGAGCAGUAGUCUGCUCCCACGCAGCGUGUCUCUCACCGGAAAGGGCAUCAUCAAGGGAAUCAAAGACAUCGCUUCCAGCACGUCCGACACGAGAGAAAACAAAGACAAGACCCAUCUGAAUAAAGCCAAGAGUCACGAUGAAUCGAAAAAAUGGAACUUGUUUAGCAUGCGCACCCGCCGUCGCGAAGACAGUACUUCUAACAGCAGCGGCAGCAAGUUCCACUGGUCUCGCCGCUCAAAGGACAUCCCAAACAACGAAGAACAAGCCACAAUCAGCUCACGCUCUUCUACGCCUCCCGUUCCGGCCAUCCCUCGGAACCCACGCGCCCGCGCAAAUAUCCGGUCCAUCGAGCGAAUUCCGACUCCGUUCCCUUCUAACAUGGUAGAUCCUAUCAACUCGGUUCACCCUGCGUUCCGAAUCGAGCAUCGUGGUCCCAAUGGUGCAUCGGCUAGUUCUUAUGAAACUGCACUGGAGUCCUUCAGAGCUGUGGAUACGGAUGUCAUGAAGCAGAGUAUUCUGGAUGGCUCUGUUUCUGCAUUUGCUGAGGCCCCUAGUCUUGAGUCUGAUGAUUUGGACAGCAAUUCUCCUCUGCUUGGAACUUUGACUCCUAAACUGAGGGUCCUUGAUCAUGUUAUUGAAGAUGCAUCGCUUAGUGCUAAUGCUCUUCGAUGCAGUGGGGAUGUCCAAAAAGAUAUCUCGUCAACUGAUACCUUGCAGGAGUGGGAUCAUGUCUCUGUGAUUGAUACCAAGUCGACUUGA
Penicillium pulvis is the source of this 2292-nucleotide messenger RNA. RefSeq lists its product as uncharacterized. The transcript is spliced from 3 exons. The record is from RefSeq and is a predicted model, not a curated record. The coding region runs from base 1 to 2292 and encodes 763 amino acids. NCBI's taxonomy places the organism in Eukaryota, Fungi, Ascomycota, Eurotiomycetes, Eurotiales, Aspergillaceae.